AUGGAUGAUCUAAAUGGUGAAUUUUGUGGAGUUAUGCGUUUUUGUUACCAAGAUGCGGGCCAGAAAGUUGCUACAAAGUGUGUCCGUGUUUGUAGCAAUGCUACAACUUUAGAUGUUAUAGAUUCUUUAAUUGAAAAGUUUAGAGCUGAUAUUAAGAUGCUGUCAGUUCCACAGUAUGGAUUAUAUGAAAUCCACGAAAAUGGUGAAGAGCCACAGCAUCAACUACAGCAUCAAGAAAAGCAUCAACCUCAGCAUUUGUCACAGCAUUUACCACAACAUCAAGAACAGCAUUUGACGCAGAAUGUCCCGAAUAAUCCAUCGCCGCAUCCACUAGAGCAUCAAGAACAUCAUCAAACACAACAUCAGCCACAACCUCAACCUCAACCACAGAAUCAUGAACAGUAUUUGCCACAGCAUCAACCACAGCAUUUACCACAUAAUCCACCACAACGUCAAACACAACAUCUACCACAGAAUCAUGAACAGCUUUUGCCACAGCUUCAAGAACAGCAUCAACCACAGCAUUUACCGCAUAAUCCACCACAGCACCAAACACAACAUCAGCCACAACAUCAGCCACAACAUCAACCACAGCAUCAACUACAGAAUCAUGAACACCACCAACCACAGCAUUUGCCACAGCAUUUACCGCAUGAUCCACCACAACAUCAGACACCGCAUCAACCACCUCAAUUACCAUCAAUUGCUUCAUUGCUGGAAGAAAUUAGUGAGGCUAUUGAAAAUGACCCAAGUGACGAUGACGAUGAAAAUUUUCCUCCUAAUAAUUUCAAAAGUUAUGGUCCAAAUGUUAUUGGCGCCAAUGAAAUUUAUAAAGAUCCGAGAGAAAGAAUUGAGGCUGAAAAAAUGAAAACUCAACCCCAAAAGACAAUUCUUGCUGGCCCUGAGAAGCUAACUUUCCAAGAAAAGUUGCAAUUAUUCACUUAAAAGAAGAAGAUUAAUUUUUAUGUUAUCAUUAACGGACAGAUUUAUUGGAACACUGGCAUGAAGUAUUUAAUAUCUUAAAUAACUAGAUUUUUAAAAAGUUUUAUAAUUGAAUGGACCAACAUAAGUCCACCGUUGAAACAUAAAUUGAGAGCAAGCAGAAACAAUCCAAAUUGCCUCCAAUUUACUUUGUAAUUCGUUUUUUGCAAGCUAAUGUAAAGUAUAAUAAUAAGACUCGAUCCUGUUACCGCUAAACUAAAAGUUAAUGCAAUAAAAAGAAUCCUAUUGUAAGAAGAAAUACAAUUAUUUAAAUAAAUACAAUGAUGGUCAUGAUUGGCAAUACAUCGAUUGCAAUAAGAG
Messenger RNA from Tetranychus urticae (two-spotted spider mite), 1302 nucleotides. Lineage: Eukaryota; Metazoa; Arthropoda; Arachnida; Trombidiformes; Tetranychidae. The record is from RefSeq and is a predicted model, not a curated record.